AUGUAUGGUUCAAAUGAAAAUUACUACGGCACUCUAAUCCCGCCACUGAAUUUUGACGUCGGCGAAGCUAGAAACAUGUUGCCUUCCGCUUCUAAUCGUAAUUCCGAGCAACCUCCCCCUCCAACUCAAAUUCCUGUUGAUAUUGCCACAUCACUAGCGUAUCAACUAUCCGCCGCUGCUAAUGGGCAAAAUCCCAAUGGACCUAAUGGCAACGAACUAAUUGAUCGGGAUAAAUUAAAUUACUGCUCUGUUCCUCCCACUGGCCUUGAAUAUCCAUCUAAUUGUUACCCUCCUCCUCAAUCUAACUCACCUGCUGAUUACAAUGCAAUUUUAUUGUCUCGAGGAGCACCCAGCAAUGGUAAUAAUACCUUUUAUCCCGGGAAUUCAUGGCCUUAUCCUAAUCCAAAUCAAGAGGUUGACGGUGUUUAUCCCCAUCCUGCGGGACCUGGUUAUCCCCCUGGUGAUACGUUACAAUCAGCCCCCUACAAUGCUCAAUUUGGUGAUCGAAUGGGAGUAAACGGAUCUCCUUAUAUGAUGUACUCCAAUGGUAAUGCGGAUGAUCUUGUUGAACGUUUCAAUUGCGUUAGCUUAAAUGAUGCAAUGUCGGCUCAACAACACUUUCUUUUCCCAACUUCUUCUCUGAAUCAAAAUGAGCAGCUAAUCGAUAGUCAUUGGCAACAUUUUGUCGGGAAAGAUCGCAAUGGUUAUCCCAUGAUGGGAUCUGGUACAAAUCGACCGAUCGAUCGCUAUCCUCAACAGGAUGGUUGCUUUGCUAUGAACGGUGAUGUAUCUCGAGCUUGGUCUCUUCUUAGUGGAAUGAAACCGCUAAACAAUGCUGGUCCGAAUCCCGGUGAUAUCUGCAAUUGGCCUUUGGCAAAACGUUCUACCCACUUUGGUCCAAAUGACCUGGCCAGUGUAAUGGCCAGUCCUGAACUAUCCAGCGAUUUGGUGGGUAUUGGAUAUAGGAAUAAUCGAUACCGUCCAAGAGUACAAAAGAAUGGUGAGCGACCGCUGCCUAGCGCACCUCGUGGAAUCAUUAGGAAUGGUGUCUACGAACGAUUUAAGGAUAAUGGUAAUGGCUCUGUUGUAGCGUCUACGAAUGGAACUGGUGAUAAUUCAGCUUCGACGGUAUCUAAGACUUCAGCAAGCAACGGUAGUGGUGGAGAUUCCCUCCAAGCCCGCCUCAUGCGUCAAAUCAAUCCACCCAACUUCAACAGCUCACCGUCUCGAGCUCGUUUCUUCGUGAUCAAGUCUUUCUCAGAGGAUGACAUUCACCGUUCCAUUAAGUAUUCGAUCUGGUGCUCCACGGAGGCUGGCAACAAAAAACUCAACGCAGCUUAUACGGAGGCAUCAGCUGCUGGAAUACCUAUCUACCUCUUCUUCUCUGUCAAUGGAUCGGGUCAUUUCUGUGGAGUAGCUGAAAUGACCUCGGGAGUUGAUUAUGCCACGAGGGCUGGAGUUUGGGCCCAGGACAAAUGGCAGGGUCAGUUCUCGGUGAAGUGGUUAUUUGUGAAGGAUGUUUCGAAUGCGGUACUGAGACACAUUCAUGUGGAAACGAACGACAAUAAACCCGUGACACAUUCAAGAGAUACUACGGAGGUGCCGUUGGAGCAAGGGCAACAGGUGCUAGAGAUAUUUGCCAAAUACGUCAACUCAACUUCAAUUUUGGAUGAUUUUGACUACUACGAACGAAGAGAGCAACAAGAGUUACAGAAGACCAGCACUAAUGAAUGA
Messenger RNA from Rodentolepis nana, 1734 nucleotides. NCBI's taxonomy places the organism in Eukaryota, Metazoa, Platyhelminthes, Cestoda, Cyclophyllidea, Hymenolepididae. The record is from the annotation of a GenBank genome assembly.